Messenger RNA from Poeciliopsis prolifica (blackstripe livebearer), 7169 nucleotides. RefSeq names its product gap junction delta-2 protein (gene gjd1b). Gene Ontology annotation, biological process: cell communication. Lineage: Eukaryota; Metazoa; Chordata; Actinopteri; Cyprinodontiformes; Poeciliidae. Gene Ontology annotation, cellular component: connexin complex. The record is from RefSeq and is a predicted model, not a curated record. The transcript has 2 exons. Bases 1026 to 1946 code for a protein of 306 amino acids.
CUGGCUGCCUCCUGGCUCAGAGAGGAAGAGGGGGACGGAGGCAGGUGAAGGCAAACGGAGAGAAACCAAGAGGGGACAAGGAGGGGGAGAAAAAGCGAGAUGAAGGAAAGAGAAGAAAGCAGCACUGCCUCCCUGCAUGCUGCACGCUGAGACGGAGGGGGAGAGCCAGAGAGGCAUGCAAGUCUCUGAGCGGGAGGAAGGAGCCUGAGGAGGAGCACGAUGCUUCAGUCCUGCUGUCCCUGAACCAAACCAGGAGAGUGCGAAGGCGCAACAGGAGGGAGCGCGAACGGAAGGGAAACCCUCGAGAGAAGAAAGUAGAAUAAUAAUAAAAAGAGCAGAUCGAGAGAAGCCCUGGAGAAGAAGAGCGACGAAGAGAAUGGAGGAGAGAAUCACAGGCAAUCAAGCAGAUCCUCCAGCAGCCCAGCUCGCGUGAACGCGUGGAGCCGAGCCUGACCAAACUUACUACUUCAAGAUGCUGUCAAAGAACCAGCGUGAAAGCGCGGAGUGUUGGUGAUGGAUGUCCGCCUGCACGCACCGCUGCUUCUGCAAACUGAGCAGGAGUAGAUGAAAGCCGCGCUCUCCUCUUAUCCAGGUGUGUGUGAGGGAACAUAUGGCCAGGCAGAUGUUUGGGAAGUGAACGGAGACCAGGAGUCGCCAGAGCAGAAGCAGGGAGGAAAGGGGGGGAAACACACUCACGUGCAAAGUGAGUUGGCAGCGGAUUGCAUAGAUAUUAGGACUGUGUGUGUUUGUGUGCGACGCGCACAGUCCUGCCAUCUAGGAGCGGGGACGAGCUGUAAGAGUGUGUGUCUUUGAAGAAAGGCAGAACACAAGUGAUGUGUCGCUGACUUUUCAGGCUCCUUCACACCUGGAGAUCCACCGGAAGCCACUCGCUACCUCAUCUCUGCACAACAAGUGGACUUUGAGCACUUUAUCACCAGCGCUGCUUGUUCUCCUGCUGGCUGGGAAGCCCACUGGGGUGUCAUUCCUGAUUUCCUCGACCCAGUGGAUGCCUUCUAGCUCUGACCAUGGGAGAAUGGACCAUCCUAGAGCGCCUCCUGGAGGCUGCCGUGCAGCAGCACUCUACUAUGAUUGGAAGGAUCUUGCUGACGGUUGUGGUGAUCUUCCGUAUCCUGAUUGUGGCCAUUGUUGGAGAGACGGUGUACGAGGAUGAACAGACCAUGUUCAUAUGUAACACGCUGCAGCCGGGCUGCAACCAAGCCUGCUAUGAUAAAGCCUUCCCAAUCUCCCACAUCCGCUACUGGGUCUUUCAGAUCAUACUGGUAUGCACUCCCAGCUUGUGCUUCAUCACCUACUCCGUCCACCAGUCAGCCAAGCAAAGAGACCGGCGUUACUCUUUCCUCUAUCCCAUAAUGGAGAAGGACUACGGGGGACGGGACGGGGCGCGAAAGCUGCGCAACAUCAAUGGUAUUCUUGUCCAGCAUGGUGGAGAUGGAGGGGGAGGGAAGGAGGAACCUGACUGCUUGGAGGUGAAAGAGAUCCCCAACGCUCCUCGGGGUCUCACCCAUGGCAAGAGCUCCAAAGUUCGGCGACAGGAAGGAAUCUCUCGCUUUUACAUCAUUCAAGUCGUGUUUCGAAAUGCACUGGAAAUUGGCUUCCUAGCAGGCCAGUACUUCCUUUAUGGCUUCAGUGUGCCUGGGAUUUUCGAGUGCGACCGUUACCCCUGCCUCAAGGAGGUGGAGUGCUACGUGUCCCGGCCCACAGAAAAGACGGUGUUCCUGGUCUUCAUGUUCGCUGUGAGCGGCAUCUGCGUGGUGCUCAACUUAGCCGAGCUCAACCACCUGGGCUGGCGCAAGAUUAAGGCUGCCAUCAGGGGAGUCCAGGCCCGCAGGAAGUCUAUCUGCGAGAUCCGGAAGAAGGACAUGGCGCAUCUGUCCCAGCCGCCCAACCUGGGACGCACUCAGUCCAGCGAAUCCGCCUAUGUCUGACAAAAACAUUGAAAAUUAAAGGAAAAUGAGAGGGGGUUGGGAUGGCUUUUCAAGAGGAAAAAUGAGUAACGCAUUUAGUGUAAAGCAAGGCAAUCAGUUUUCUGUUAUGGUGGAAGAAAACAGAAUGUAAAAUGACCAAACGUCUGGCUCUGCAACUUUGAAAAUCAAGAGAAGGAGGCAGAGGACUAAGAACAUGAAAGUCUAAACCAGGACAAAAAGGUUUUUUUCCACAGAAUGGACUUAAUUAACACAACGGUCUCAUGAGAAGAUAUUCCUACCAUUUUAUAUGUCUGUCUUUUAUAACUAAUUACUUUCUGUCCUCUGUAAUGAGAAAAAUCCAACCCACAUGGGGCCGGAGAGAGAAGAAUGAGGGGGAAAAAAAGAGUUCGAAAGAAGAUGGUGAAGAUGUUCUCUUGGGAAAUUGGAAAAUGACUGAGCUGUGUGAUGCAUCUGAUGGUGCGUUUCAUCUGGACUUCAUCAGCUUCCCUUGAAAGAAUUGAGGGAAGGGGGGGCAGGAUGGGGGACGAGGAGGAGGAACGACAACAUCAUUAAAAGAGGAACGGAAGAACUGUCAGGGUCUUGACAAACCCUAAAGCUGCUCAAGGGGAGGGGGGAUCACCAAGCUGUGUGAGAAACAUAUAAUACAAAAGUGAGGAGUGAAGAGAGGAAACAUUUUUCCUUUCCGAUCCUCUCUCCGUCAGAGCCAGACUGAAGCCAGGAGAAACGGAGCUGCCUCCGAACAUUAUGUCUCGCCUCUGCUGGAACAUCGACACAGGCCAAACCGAGAGAGAAAGACUGACGAUGUUUUUGCUUUGUCUCUUGGCAAAAGAUGAUUUCAACACAAACACAGUGACUAGCUACCAUAAACACUCUUUUCUUCACCUCCCCUCCACCUCCCUUCCUCCCUCUCAGCUGGCAGCUGUGGAGACAGGGGGCAGGGAGGGACUCGAGUGACAGAAAUAACCCCUGCUGCUCUCCUGCUGCAUAAACUUUGAAGAGUGAACAAAUGGACAGAUGGAUGGUUAGUUUAAGUCUCUCCUAAAGCACAAACCAUACAAUCUUCCCUCCAGCACUUUGGUGUGCUGGGAGAAAAAAAAGGAGAAGAAGAAGGAGAGCAGAAGGAGAACUAAUUGGGGAAGAGAAAUUCAUCACCUUCUUAUAACUUCAAACAUUUUUUUUAAAACACAACACUUAAGAUUACUUUUUUGCUUUCAAAAACAAUGGUGCCAUCCAGUUACUUCAGUAUUCUCUAACAAUUACAUAGAGUACGACCUGGUCAUAUUAUUUAUUCAUUCAUCGUAUAUCCAAAUAGAUUUAUUUAUCUUUGGCCACGGUUUGGAUGAGAAGUUUAUUUCAAAACUACAAACUGUUUGUCUCUUAAUUUUUUUUUCCAUGUGAAGCGUUUCUCACUGGUCUGGUUGAUUUAUGAAUCGUAUGGGGGGGUGAGACAGGACAAGUUGGCAAUUUUUGUUAUUAAAUGCUUUGAGGAUGUGCAGCUGAUUUUUACUUUUUUUUUUUUUUUUUUUUGCUACUCUUUAGACUUAAUCUGAAGUAAGUGCAGACCUACAGCACUUGUAUCUUUCCGACACAGAGCCUUGACUUUUGUUUUUCUUCCUUAAAAUCAGCUGCCCACCUUCAGGGUACUUAAGGCCUGUGAGCCAUUUGAUAAAGGCAUGUUUACAUAAAGCAAUGUUUCUUGAAUGAUCAAGCUGUGUAACAGUCAUGUAGCUUCUCUCUAAGGGCCGUGAUGUUUUUCAGUCUCAGUGGAUUUAAUUUAGUUUUUUUUGUUUGUUUGUUUGUUUUCCCUGACUGGAUUUCAGCAUGCUUGCAGAAUUAAAGAAAAUUAAGGGGAUGAUAUGAAAGACAAGAAAAAAGAUGACAGAGAGUGGUGCACCUUGUUUAAUGCAGACAGGAGGAAGAGUGGCAGACUGUGGGAACCCCCUGUUGGGAUGAUGAUUGUGUUUCUGGGCCCUCACAGAUAUGCACAAAUGCAUAAUUUAGAGUGCAGAGCAAACAUUGCGGGAGCUGAAGAAACCAGAUAUAGAGACAGUUCAGUGAACCUUACAGUUUAUAUUCUAAAGAAGUUUUCAGCCAGGACGGUGUGCUUCUGUCACUCGUCAGGGUCGAGCCUUCGCUGACUGAGACAAUCAAAUGCUCAAAUCAUCACCUUCUCCCCUCGGAGCUUUGGCAUCCUAUUUUAACACAGCGGAUACCCUUUAGCCUCACAUUUCCACAUGUAAUGUGACCUACAUCCUUCAAACGGCGGUGCAUCUAAUGUCCAACAAACGCUUUAGAAAUGUAAGAUACUAGAAAUGUACAAUGAUAAUAAAAUAUUGGGUUUUAAAGUAGUUGAGGUUUAUAUUGACACAUUUUAAUGUUGCUUUCCCCUGCUUACUUGAUACAUUACAUCCUGUUUUAAAAUACACAAUUUAAAUAUGUUCCACACAUGUCAGAGACUUUUUUCAAGCAAGGACAGGAUAACAUAAAUUUUUUAUGAUAUAAUAUAAAUUAAUAAUGAAGUCAUUAUGUUGAAAUGAAAGUGAGUGAUAUCAGAUGUUAUCAACUAAAUCUUAAAACAAAAUGUUAAAAUGAAUACUUAAAUAAGUAGUCAUGUCCGAUAAUUUCGGAAGUGAUUGCGACUUGAAACCACCAUUUCAUGAUCUUGGUUUUGUUUUGUUUUUUGGUUUGUUUUUGCAGAUUUUAAAAUUUUAAAAUUAAAACUGUACUAAGUAAAACAAUUUCUUAAAUGUUAUAAUAUUUCUAUGUUAAAAAUAUGUUUCAUUUAUAUCAAAAGAUGUAAAAAUUGGCAUGAUCACAUGAAAAAAAUACUGCUGUGACAUUUAGUUAAUGUCUAAUGAUGCUAACUGCUCAUAAAAGUUCCUAAAAUGAUUUUUAAAAAGUUAAAUGUUCUUAAUUUCUUUUCACUAAAAUUUUCACUAAAAUACUAAACUCUUGUAUUAAUUGUAUUAUUUAGACACAGACUGUUUUGUAAAUAUUUUUUUAAAGUAACUUUGUCCCUCAAAAAGCCGCAGAGUCAACAGGAACAGCUAAUUCAGUUCUAAAGUAUAUUGAGUGCUGAUAUGUGCUCCUAUCCUUUCAGUCCAAAUUGCAGAAUUAGCUGCACCAUAAGUGUAUUAAUAUGGGCAGGAAAUGAGAAAUCUGAUAAUUAUUAAUGUAAACAGAAAUAUAUCUGAUGUUAUGAAGAUAAAAUGCUGCAGAGUAGUGCCUGUGGGAUUUAUGUACAAACAGGAAAAAAGCACCAUAAAGCCUGAAUUGUAGCAUUUCUAAAUCACAGUGUUUUUUUUUUUUGUUUUUGUUUUUUGCUAAAACUCAAAGAGGGACCACUGCUUUACAUUUAUCAAGCAACAAAGCACACUUUAUAUAAAGCACACAUUUAAGUAAACAAUUAAAAUUUGAAGUAUAUAUUUUAUGCUAAAGCUAAAAACUGUGCAGAUGCACACAGGUCCUUAUCAGGAUCCACUCUUUCAUGCUGCUAACAAAUUAGCUCUACAUGUAUCCAAAAGACAACAGUUGGUUUCUGCUAAUAUUCAGCUGCAGAUAUCCCCCACUGACUCUAUUCUCCAUUCCUCACCACUGUCAUAAUCUCCUGGAUUCUUACAGGUGAUUAUCUCCAGAUUUUGUUUCCUCCGAGGAUGUUUAUGGGGCUCAGUGCCAUCGGUACAAUCCUCUCUGUGUACGAUAGGAAAGGACGAUUUCUCUGAUAUGACAUGCUGGAAUGUCUAAUAAUAGAUGUUGGGUUACCUAUUACUUACAGUGCUUCUAACGAAAGCCUAAGUCGUGACCUCAAGCUUAAAAGCCUAGCCAAUGUCCUGUGCUAUAUGCAGAGUCUCUUCAUAGUACAACCCUGAUCUAAUCUCCACAGACUCUGGGUCAGAGCUAGUCUGAGUACUAUUUUUUACUGAAUGGCACACAUGCACAUGUUCAACAUGCAUUUCUCCUGGGAGAAAUGCAUGUAUAUAUGAAUGUGAGAGCUGGCAGACAGAGUUCACUUGUGCUCUUUGGGCUCUGUGGUUAUGUCUGGUUUCAUUCAGGUCCGAAACACAAACAUAUCCUUAGAGUGAGGAGACAGAGGGCCAUAAAUGUGUCCUGCUUUUCUUCGGUUUACGUUUAUCCAGCGUUCAUUACUGACUCGAGCCUCCUGUGGUUACACAGCCGUGGAGUUUGUCACUCUCACUGUAAAAGCAGUUCCCUGUCAACAGUCUACUACUCUCCAACACUCUGCUUUUCUAUUUGUCAAUGUGAAUUCAAUUAUGCAACCUUUUUAUUCUUAUUUGCUUCUCUUUUUUGAUUUGUGGGUUCAUUUUGUUGUCUGUAGCUCUUUUUGUGCGGUGGCAUAUAUAAAACAAAAAAAGAUAUUUUUUAUCUAUGUAAAUGAACAAUUUUUUUUUAAUUGUGUAAAAUCAAGGGUAGAGAGUUAAAAUAUAAUAGCAGAAAAAGAUGUUCUAUUUCCUCCCUUGCCAAAAUGAUAUGCAAAGUUUAGUUCAUUUACAAAGAUCUGUUUUUGACUGCAUGUGUGAAGGCUAUUGUAAGCAUGUUUCUAUGUUUUCUUCUACAGAACCUUUAAGGAAAAAACUUUUAUAGUCCAAGUUAUGGAGCGAGGCUGUUAUGUCUUGAUGCCAAGUGCAUAUUUUAAGGCUACAGGUCAUUUGAUCCCUUCUCUAUUUUGUUCAUUUCAUACCCAACUUUUCCAGGUUCAAAGUGUUGCUGUCUAAUUUUUAAGAUUAAACUCAUAGUCUUCUGAGUAAGAGAUUAUAUGAAUCCAGUCACUAUCAUUUACUCAGGUCACUCAGAAAAUAUUUUGGUUUGAUUUGGGACCAGUGAUCAGAACAAAUGCAAAUACAAAGUUUUCUGAAAAUAAUAUGCAAAUUAGUUCAAUUAUAUAUGAGAUUGAAGGAUUUUAUGACUGGUUCUAAAUUCUUUAAUUACUUCAGUAUAAAUAAAUAUAAACAUCUGUUGUGGGUAUGAAAUGGCAACAUGUGGGUGCAAACAGGUGAGGGGAUGAACUGACUCUGAGCUGUACUUUAAACAUCUGAUUGUUCAGAGUCAGGCAGAUUAUACCAAAACAGUGAUGUUAAAGCUACCUUUCUCACAAAACAUAGAUAACUUAUUCAUACAGUUAAUGUUCUACUUUGUGGAAUUUGCACAUAAAUAUAUAUAUAUAUAUAUAUAUAAUAUAUAUAUAGUUAUAUAUAUAUAACUUUA